Molecule: messenger RNA, 963 nt
Organism: Raphanus sativus (radish)
Lineage: Eukaryota; Viridiplantae; Streptophyta; Magnoliopsida; Brassicales; Brassicaceae
Exons: 1
Coding region: 1-963 (320 amino acids)
Source: RefSeq, a predicted model, not a curated record
AUGGCCAAAAUCACAAACUUGGACUUUGCACCUCUAAGUGUGAGGAGUGACAAUUAUCUCCAAUGGGCAUUAGCCGUUGAGAUCUCUCUUGGAGCCAAAGGCCUAGAGCAGUGCAUCGUUCCCCAGAACGAAACUACUAAGAAAGAGAACUCUCAAACCCUCGUGAUCAUCCGUCAUCACAUUGAGGAGAGCUUAAAAGCUCAAUACCUCACAGUAAGUGAUCCAUACGAGUUAUGGAAAGAGCUUAAGAUGAGAUAUGACCACCAGAAGACUUUGAUUCUUCCGGGUACCACCUAUGAGUGGACUCAUCUCAGGAGUCAAGACUUUAAGUAUGUGAAUGAGUACAACUCAGCCUUGUUUAAAAUAGUCUCAAAACUGAGGCUAUGUGGCGAGACUGUAACUGAUAAGCAGUUGUUGGAAAAGACUUUCCAGACAAUGUCCUCAAGCAAUAUGUUGCUUCAGCAACAAUACAGACUGAAAGGUUUUAAUACCUAUUGUGAGCUCAUCUCAUGUCUAUUGCUUGCAGAACAGAACAACGAGCUGCUCUUGAAGAAUAGUGAGCUUAGACCACCUGGAUCUAAGCCUGUCCCUGAGGCAAAUCAUACCUCAAAUGAGCCUAAUGAUGGUGCUGAAGUCAACCAUGUCCGGUAUGACCAAAAGGGCCGCAGUUCCUCAUAUGGAAGAGGACGCGGUCGUGGGGGUCAAGGGCGAGGAAGUGGGCGUGGUGGCUAUGGCAAAGGGCGUAACACCCCUUAUGACCGUCCAAACCAGUCCAAUAAUGGGCAUGGCAAAAGCAAAGGCAAUGGGACAUCUUCACAACCACAGAAUCCUACAAGCUCACCUUGCCAUAGAUGCGGAAUCAUUGGGCAAAGAAUUGCCGCACAGCCAAGCAUCUGGUCGACCUCUAUCAAGAGAGUCUCAAGGGCAAGAAUCCGGAAGCACACAUGGUGUACAAGAUGGUGA